Molecule: messenger RNA, 1578 nt
Organism: Gadus chalcogrammus (walleye pollock)
Lineage: Eukaryota; Metazoa; Chordata; Actinopteri; Gadiformes; Gadidae
Gene: kcnv1
Product: potassium voltage-gated channel modifier subfamily V member 1
Exons: 4
Biological process (GO): protein homooligomerization; potassium ion transmembrane transport
Cellular component (GO): voltage-gated potassium channel complex; membrane
Molecular function (GO): voltage-gated potassium channel activity; protein binding
Source: RefSeq, a predicted model, not a curated record
UCCCUGGACUCCAGCGGUGUGUUCUACAGCGACGGGGCUGACAGCUGGGCGGACGGCCCCCCCGGGCCCCUGGGCGGCGGCCUGGUGGUCAACGUGGGCGGGUGUCGCUACCAGCUGUCCCGGGACCUGCUGGCCCCCCACCCGGACACCCGGCUGGGCCGGCUGGCCCGCUCCGGCCCCGCCUCCGCCCUGGACCUCUGCGACGACGCAGACCUGCCGCGGAACGAGUUCUUCUUCGACCGCAGCUCCCAGACCUUCCAGUACGUGAUGAACUUCUACCGCACGGGCCACCUCCACGUGAGGGAGGACCUGUGUGCGGUCUCCUUCCUGCAGGAGAUUCAGUACUGGGGCAUCGAGGAGGUGCUGAUCGGCCCGUGCUGCCGGGAACGCUACCUCCGACGCAAGGAGCAGAAGGAGAGCCUGGGCCCUCAGCAGGUGGUCCGGGCCGCCGCCGCUGCAGAGGAAGACCCCGGCGACGACGAGGACUUCACCGGCGCGGCGUUCCCGGUUCUCCGCCGCCGCCUCUGGGACUUCCUGGAGAAGCCCGACUCGUCGCGCGCCGCGCGCACCUUCGGCUCGCUGUCGGUCUUCUUCGUGGUGGCGUCCGUCGUCAACAUGGCGCUGAUCUCCCUGGAACCGGCCGAGGGCGCGGCGACGGCACCCGGCGGCGGCGGUGGCGGCGGCGGCGGCGGCGGCGGCGAGGACGCGGUGCGCCUCCUGCUGGACGUCCUGGAGUACGCCUGCGUGGUGUGGUUCACGGCCGAGCUGGCGCUGCGCUUCCUGUGCGUGCGGGACAAGUGGCGGUUCAGCCGCGGCGUGGCCAACGUCAUCGACCUGCUCGCCAUCCUGCCGUUCUACGUCACGCUGGCGGUGGAGCGGCUCCAGGGAGGGACCAGCGAGCUGGAGAACGUGGGCCGCGUGGUGCAGGUGCUGCGCCUCAUGAGGUCCCUCCGCAUGCUGAAGCUGGGCAGGCACUCCACAGGCCUGAGGUCCCUGGCCUCCACCAUCACCGAGUGCUACGAGGAGGUGGGGCUGCUCCUCCUCUUCCUCGGGGUGGGCAUCUCCCUCUUCGCCACCACCAUCUAUGCACUGGAGCACCACCUGCCCGGCACCACCUUCUCCAGCGUGCCCAUGGCUUGGUGGUGGGCCACCACCUCCAUGACCACCGUGGGCUACGGGGACAUCCGCCCAGACUCCGCCCCCGGAAAGGUGGUGGCGUUCAUGUGCAUCCUGGCGGGCAUCCUGAUCCUGGCGCUGCCCAUCGCCAUCAUCAACGACCGCUUCUCCGCCUGCUACUUCACCCUCCGCAUGAAGGAGGUGGCGCUGAGGCAUCGGCAGGCGCUGCGGAGGCUGGCCAGCGGCGAGGAGGGGGAGGGGGAGGGGGAGGUGGUCGGGGCGGGGGGAGGAGGGGGCGGGGUCAACCUGCGGGACGCCUACGCCCGCAGCCUCAGGGAGAUGAUGCGUCUGGAGGGGAGGGAGCAGGAGAGAGGCGGGGCCGGCAGGGGGGUGGAGCUACGCUGGUGGAGGGGGGAGGGGUUAGGUGGAGGGGGUCUGCUGGGAGAAGGGGUGGGGCUCUGA